Messenger RNA from Mus musculus (house mouse), 7431 nucleotides. It is a transcript of the gene Grk1, whose product is annotated as G protein-coupled receptor kinase 1. The record is from RefSeq and is marked validated. Gene Ontology annotation, molecular function: protein serine/threonine kinase activity; ATP binding; protein kinase activity. Gene Ontology annotation, biological process: regulation of opsin-mediated signaling pathway; response to light stimulus; signal transduction. Lineage: Eukaryota; Metazoa; Chordata; Mammalia; Rodentia; Muridae. The transcript is spliced from 7 exons. Bases 38 to 1732 code for a protein of 564 amino acids. Gene Ontology annotation, cellular component: photoreceptor outer segment; membrane.
GUCUUAAUACUUGAAGUGGACACAGGGCAUCAGCAGGAUGGAUUUCGGGUCCUUGGAGACCGUGGUGGCCAACUCUGCCUUCAUCGCUGCCCGGGGCAGUUUUGACGGAAGCAGCACACCGUCUUCCCGAGACAAGAAAUAUCUGGCCAAGCUCCGGUUGCCCCCACUGUCCAAGUGUGAGGGUCUCCGUGACAACCUCAGCUUGGAGUUUGAGAGCCUGUGCUCAGAGCAACCCAUCGGCAAGAGGCUCUUCCAACAGUUCUUGAAGACAGACGAGAGACAUGUGCCAGCUCUGGAGCUCUGGAAGGACAUUGAGGACUAUGACACUGCUGAUGAUGACCUGAGGCCACAGAAGGCACAAGCCAUCCUGGCUGAGUACCUGGACCCACAGGGCACACUCUUCUGCAACUUUCUGGACCAGGGCAUGGUGACAAGGGUGAAAGAAGGGCCAACUGGGAGCCAGGACGGCCUCUUCCAGCCUUUGCUCCAGGCCACAAUGGAGCACUUGAGCCAGGCGCCCUUCCAGGAGUACCUAGAAAGCUUGUAUUUCCUGCGGUUUCUUCAGUGGAAGUGGUUGGAAGCCCAGCCCAUAGGUGAAGACUGGUUCUUGGACUUCAGGGUCCUGGGAAAGGGGGGCUUCGGGGAAGUGUCUGCCUGUCAGAUGAAGGCGACUGGCAAGAUGUAUGCCUGCAAGAAGCUCAACAAGAAACGGCUGAAGAAGAGGAAGGGCUACCAGGGCGCCAUUGUUGAGAAGAGGAUUCUGACUAAAGUACACAGCAGGUUCAUUGUGUCUCUGGCCUAUGCGUUCGAGACCAAGACGGACCUCUGUCUGGUGAUGACCAUCAUGAACGGAGGUGACGUGAGGUACCACAUCUACAAUGUGGAUGAGGAUAACCCCGGCUUCUCAGAACCACGGGCCAUCUAUUACACAGCACAGAUCAUCAGUGGCCUGGAGCACCUGCAUCAGAGACGCAUUGUCUACCGUGACCUCAAGCCAGAGAAUGUGCUAUUGGACAAUGAUGGCAAUAUCCGAAUUUCUGACCUUGGACUGGCUGUGGAGCUGAAGGAAGGGCAGAAUAAGACCAAGGGCUACGCAGGGACCCCAGGUUUCAUGGCCCCUGAGCUCCUGCGAGGUGAAGAAUACGACUUCUCUGUGGACUACUUUGCCCUGGGGGUCACAUUGUACGAGAUGAUCGCAGCCAGAGGACCCUUCCGAGCCCGAGGAGAGAAGGUAGAGAACAAGGAGCUUAAGCAACGUAUCAUCUCAGAGCCUGUGAAGUACCCAGAGAAGUUCAGCCAGGCCAGCAAGGACUUCUGUGAGCAGCUGUUGGAGAAGGACCCGGAGAAGCGCCUGGGCUUCCGGGAUGGAACCUGUGAUGCGCUUCGGGCAAACGUCCUCUUCAAAGAUAUCAGCUGGAGGCAGCUCGAAGCCGGGAUGCUCAUUCCUCCAUUCAUCCCAGACUCUAGGACUGUCUAUGCCAAGAACAUUCAGGACGUGGGUGCCUUUUCCACAGUCAAGGGUGUGGUUUUUGACAAAGCGGACACAGAGUUCUUCCAAGAAUUCGCCUCUGGCAACUGCUCCAUUCCCUGGCAGGAGGAGAUGAUCGAGACUGGGCUCUUUGGGGACCUAAAUGUGUGGCGCGCAGAUGGUCAGAUGCCGGAUGACAUGAAGGGAAUCACCACGGAGGAGGCAGCCCCUACAGCCAAGUCGGGAAUGUGUCUCAUCUCCUAGCUAAGUGUCAGAGGAAAGCAUGGAGCUGGUUGUAUAAAGAGAGGAAAGUGUACAGAGCCCAGGGGAAGAGAGUGACCCUGGUAUCCCACUCCAACCAGGUCACCAUGCAACUGUGUCUCCAUGUGGAGCAAGCAAGACUUUCGGUCUAGACCCUACAGACAUGACAGUCCUAUUUGUCCUAUUUCAUUCAAAAGAGACAAAAAAGGCCACAGAUGGAAUAAUAAGGUGAAGGUGUAAAUGCUCAAAGAACUUCUAUGUAUAGAUGUGCGGCCAGGCCAGGAGCUUGGUGAUCAGACUCACAUUCAAUGUCAAUCUCCUGGUACUUGGACUUAAUAUUUCAGGGCAGACCUGUUUGCUCCUGGUCAGCUCAGGGUUGCAGGCACUUGUGUACCCCAAAGAGGGCUGUACUUAGAGUACCCACAUGACCCCUCCUUGCCUGGUUCCUGCCUCCUAAGCUGCCUUUACUGGUCACUGCCUGCUCUCAGGGACCCCAAUGUGGGGAUGUUAAGUCUUUAGAGAAUGGAAAGGAUGGAAGGGCCUCUCUCAAGAAGCAGAGACAGCUACCUCUGGCAGCUACGGUCUCCGUCAUCAGUCGACAUUACAUGCGGUGUAUAUCCAAAUUGUCACAGUCACAUCACAUGUGAUGGGGGGCCCAAGUCCUUACAUGUUUUUUUUUUUCCAUUUUUUAUUAGGUAUUUAACUCAUUUACAUUUCCAAUGCUAUACCAAAAGUCCCCCAUAUCCACCCACCCCCACUCCCCUGCCCACCCACUCCCCCUUUUUGGCCCUGGUGUUCCCCUGUACUGGGGCAUAUAAAGUUUGCAAGUCCAAUGAGCCUCUCUUUCCAGUGAUGGCCGACUAGGCCAUCUUUUGAUAUAUAUGCAGCUAGAGUCAAGAGCUCCGGGGUACUGGUUAGUUCAUAAUGUUGUUCCACCUAUAGGGUUGCAGAUCCCUUUAGCUCCUUGGCUACUUUCUCUAGCUCCUCCAUUGGGAGCCCUAUGAUCCAUCCAUUAGCUGACUGUAAGUCCUUACAUGUUAAUGACAUGUGUGGUGGAUGCCUGAGCAAAGCCAUGGCCAUAUGUGGCUAUUGCCUGAGUCCUUACAUGGCCAUUGCACCUGUAAUGAGUGUCUGUGUUCUCAGGCCAUCUUUGUACCCCCCAGCCUCCAGAGCUUUUUGGGAAGGAAGGCGCCCUACACAUACCCCAAAUUUUUGAAAGAUUGCUGGAUGAAGCCAAUACUGGAACACAACACUGGACCAGUGUCCCUAAAUUGUAUGGGGCACAAGCAACUGUCAAGAAUAUGUCAUCAAUAAAACCCAGGCCAGCUGUAUUGUGGAAGGUUCCAGAUGUUGCUAUAGAGGUGCCUUGCACACACGGAUAUCCUGGGGACUAAUGCUGGAUGCUAAAGAAGUCCACACUAGAUUCCUGCUCUUCCCAGAGAAUCAAACACUGUGCAAUUUGGCGCGCUCUGGAAGGGCCUUGGGGAGGUGACUACACCUCCUGGACCAUGGUCUGGGAAUCUUUGGGACCCAGUAGUCAUGUGGCUAAUUAGUGCUGAGAACUGUAGAUAAGACAAAUCUUCCGUCCUCCCUUUCUACUUCACUCCGUCCUCUAGCCCCAGGCAGCACACAUGUAUCAAAUACUUGGAUGUAUAUUUCAUUUCAAUGUGUUCUGGAGCUCAAAUUAAUGUGCUCUGGGUUGAAGACCCUCGAAGAUUGGUGGUCUCAUCCUGGGCUUCACUGGGGCACGGGGUAUGUGUGUGAAAAGGUGAAUUCCAGCAGCCAUAGCUGGUUUCAGGAAGGCCUGGUCCUUGUUAUACACCAGCCCUCAUCCCUGCUUGGUUUGCCUAGAACUCCUGGCAUCGAUGAUGGGGCCUGGUGACUACAUAGGCUCAGAGUCAGGUUCCCCAACCCUGCACUGUAGAUAAAAGAGCAAGAUAGUCCAGUUUAAAUUUCAGACAAAUAGCGAAUACUUUGACAGUGUAAGGUCUCAGCAGUAUUUGGGGACAGACUUAUACUAAAACCAUUCAUUGUUUGUUGGAAAUUCAGAUUUCACCAGAUGAUCUGUAGGUCUUUUUAAAAUCUAAAUCUAGCCGGCCCACUGCAGAUUCACCAACAAGCAGGGAUGAAAUUGUUGGGGGCAAUGCUGCUUUGCUUCUGUGUCUCUUAGGGUCUAAUCAGGAGAGGUCUUUUCUCACUCUGGCCCAUUCACAGACGUAAGCUCGAGUGUUACUCAGAGAGACUCACUUUGGGACCUCCAGCUGCCCUGUGCCUGGUUGUACCUGCAGGUCACUGCUGGCUUCAUCAGAGGUGAUGCUGAGAGGAGAAGGGUGAGUUGCUUGCUCUGUGUUCUCUGGGUGGAAAUUUUAGCCAACUCCUCAUCCUAGAGGUUUCUUGGACUGUUUUUGGGGCUCCGCUGUAGGUAUUCUCUCAGGGACAGUAACCCUUUGCCUGAAGAGAUGUCCCCAUCACUACUGUCUCUCCUCACACCUAGAGCUUAUAGACUCCUAGGUCCUAGAGCUCAAGUCUUGCCUGGACACUGACCCCACGGAACUUCAAUGUGCCCACUUUGAUUCUGGCACUUGUUGGCCACCUUGGUUAUAAUCUCUCCCAGGAAGACAGAGAGCAGAGAGUCAUCACCAAUUACAGGACACCAUGGAUGCUGCUGUACAGGUCUGUUCUAGUACCUCUGCCAAAGAGGACCUCCUGAACAUGGGGAGUUAUCCCUAGGACUGGAAGCCAACUUGGGAGCUCUGUGAGAUGUAGGUUGACUUGUAUCCUGGUCACCAGUGAGCUGUAAAAUGGCUUCACUUAUGAUCAGAGAUAUAUAACUAUGGUAAGCUUCAUUUCUGCAAUGACUCUAAUAAUUCUUCAUCUUCAAGAGGGACCCGUCAGAGAGGCACCUCAGAUAGACAGAGAUGACUCUGGGAGUUGAAGGUCAUCUAAUGAAAGGCAGGAACAUGCUAUGAACAGUAGGGUGUGUCAGCUUCUGCCGUACAUUGGUCAACUGGAUUUGGACUUUAUUCCUAUAAUCAAGGGUGAUGAAAUUCUCCAGCAGGCCUUGGAGCUCUUCCCAAAUUCAAAGUCAUGUCACAAGUGGUCUUGGAGACUAAGCAUUCAAGUCCCUGGCUAUGGUUUGAGGAAGGUUUAGUGCUUUCCUGAAAGUCUAUGUUUUGCAAGUUGUACCUCCAGUGAGGUAGUGUGGGUAGUGGUGGGAACAGAGCCCAGGAACAGAGCCUUGGUCUUCAGGGAAGUGAUUUGGAAAGACUUAGCUAUUUCUGUGGGGCUGUGUCUGGUCUGAAAGAGAGUAGGUUCCUCUACAGGCCUGAGUCUGACCUCCAAGCCCCUUGCCUCCCUGUCUGUCCACCUCUUACACAGCUGUGUGAGCUCUCAGCUGAGCCUGUGAUGCUAAGGCUGUCACUAGAGGCCAAACAAAUGGGGCCACUCAUCUCAGCUACCCAACCUCCAAACUGUGGGGGUAAAUAAGCCUUUUCACAAAUUACCCUGCUGAGGCAUUUUGUUAUAGCAAUGGAAAGUGACUGUCAACUUUAGAAUCUUAAACCGAUUCAAAGUAGACUUCUGUUUCCAGACAAGAUGGUAUAUACACAUAUUGUCGUGGUUCAAUAGGAAUGGUCUCCAUAGGCUCAUAUAUUUGAAUGGUUAUUAGGGAGUGGAGUUCCUUGAGAGUUACUUGAUGGGGAUUAGGAGGUGUGGUCUUAUUAAAGGAGGUGUGGCCUUGUUAGAGGGAGUGUAUUACUGGGCAUGGUCUUGGGGUUUCAAAUACUCAGGACAGACCCAAUGGCUCUCUCUUCCUGCUGCCUGUGGAUCCAGAUGUAGAACUCUGAACUAUUUCUCCAGAUUCAUGUCUGCCUCUAUGCUGUCAUGCCUCCUGCCAUGACAAUAGUGGACUAGACCUCUGAAACUACAAGCAAGCUCCAGGGAAAUGUUUUCCUUUCUAAGCGUUGUCAUAGUCUUAGUGUCUCCUCACAGCAAUAGAACACUCACUAAGAGAGAAGGAAGUUGGUGCCAGGGAGCAGGGUGUCGCUAUGAUAGGCUGGACUGUGCUGCUUGUAGGCAGAAUGUGAAGUUUGGAUUAGAAAAGCCGUGGAACGCUUUUGGGGUUUAAUGGGCCAUACUCGUAGAAACAUGGAAGACAGGGUGCUGAGGGCAAUCUAGAUUCUGAUUCCCAGGUCAAGAGCUUCCAGAGGAGAAGAAUAUUAGUAAGUGGCCUAGAGACUGCUCUUGUAAUAUUUUGGCAAAGAAUGUGGCUGCUUUUUGCCCUUGUCUGAAGAGUCUGCCCGAGGCUAAAUAUAAGCAUUUUGGAUUGAUGGCAUUGGCAGAGGAGAGUUAAAACAGCCUAGUAUUGACUGUGUUGCCAGUCAGUCUUAUGCAGAUCUAUAAGGAAGAGGGGCAAGUUGAGCAAGGAAAAGUUAAAAACGCACAGUUUGAGGAGAAAGGGGCCCCAGAAAGUGUGAUGGAGUCAGAUGGAAUAAAAGGAGGGGCGACCUCAGGACAAGACCCCGCCCAGCUCAGCUUCCAACUUGUAAAAAGGAAUUAAAGAAACUCCGAGGCACCGAAGGAAAUGGUCAACAACAGAAAGCCGGUGCAGAUGUAAUCGAAUGAGGAGCCAUGUUCCAGCCCCAGCAAUCAGCAGCAGAAGAACUCGGCAGCUUCUGCCGCACGGUUUGGCUUUAGGGUCAAGGAUACAAGAAAGAUACAAGGAUACAUGAAAUCCUCCUCCAAAAUUAAGGGAAGCCACUGAGGCAAGGCGUGCAUCAAGGGUGUCCCUUCGAGGAGACCCAGAGAGUCCAUGGCUUGAAGCUGUGAAGGUGAAGCCUGGGUUGCCUUGGAAACCCCAAGAGCUUGGGGCUGCCAGAGCCAUGGGGUACCUGCCAAGGAAAGCUCUCACAUGGAGUGGAGCCAGCCCACAAGGGAGAAGUGUGUGUAGUCAACAAAGCUGGAAGGAGUUGGAGAUCUGAAGAACGCGUUGACGUCAGCCAUAGAGAUGCAGACUUUGGAGCUUGUCCGCCUGGUUGUCUGUCUGUCUGUCUUGCUUUGGUAUUUUCUCACUAUGCUUCCCUUCCUCCCUUUUGGAAUGGUGAUGUAUAUUUUUGUGCCAUUGUAUGUUGCAAGUAUGUGAUCUCCUUUUUGGUUUUGAAUUUUAUAGGGGAUUACCGUUAAGAGAUUGCCAUGAGUCUCAGAAGAGACUUUGACCUUUGGACUUUUAGGCAGUGUUGAGACUGUAAUAGACUGUAGGGACUUUUGAAGGUGGACUGAAUGCAUUUUUGCACUAUAGCUAUACAUCUAUGGGGGUCAGGGAGUGGAAUGUGGUGGUUUGAGUAGGAAUGGCCCCCAUAGGCUCAAUAUUUGAAUGUUUGGUCAUUAAGGAGUAGCUACUUGAGAGAGAUUACGAGGUAUGGUCUUGGAGUGAGUGUGACCUUUUUGGAGUGGAUGUGUCCUUGUUGGAGUGGGUGUGGCCUUGUUGGAGGAAGUGUGUCAUUGGGGAUGGGCUUUGGGGGUUUCAAAUGCUCAAGCCAGGCCCAGUGUCAUUCUCUUCCUGCUGCCUGCGUAUCUGGAUGUAGAACUCUCAGCUACCUCUCCAGCACCACAUCUACCUGCACGCUGUCAUACUUCCCACCAUGAUAAUGGACUAAACCUCUGAACUGUAAGCUAGCCCCAAUUAAAUGCUUUCCUUUAUAAAA